UCCAACGUGACUCCACCUUCCUCUUUGUAGUCCGUUAUAAAGCAUUGAACAAUUUUCCGGCGAGCCUUUUCUUGGUGUAUGAAAUCAUUCUUGUCGCUCGCUCAGAAUGCCAACCGUAGGGUUAGAGAUACUAGGAGUCACCCUAGCCAUAUUUGGUUGGAUUGUGGCAACCGUGGCCUGCGCUUUACCCAUGUGGAAGGUCACCGCUUUCAUUGGGGUGAAUAUUGUGACGGCGCAGACCAUAUGGGAAGGAAUCUGGAUGAACUGUGUGGUGCAGAGCACCGGACAGAUGCAGUGUAAAGUUCAUGACUCCAUGCUGGCCCUCAGCUCGGACUUGCAGGCGGCUCGGGCUCUGUGUGUGAUCUCUAUCGUGAUGGGAGUCCUUGGAGUUCUGCUCUCCGUCGCGGGCGCCAAGUGCACUAGGUGUGUGGACAAGGAGCGCGUCAAAGCUAGAGUUAUGGUCACUGCUGGUGUCACCUUCAUUUGUGCUGCCGUCUUGAUUUUGAUCCCUGUGUGUUGGUCAGCUCACAGUAUCAUCAGGGACUUUUACAACCCCAUCAUCAUCGAGCCACAGAAAAGGGAGAUAGGUGCAUCGCUGUACCUGGGAUGGGCAUCCACUGCCCUUCUGCUUAUUGGAGGGGGCAUUCUGUGUUGCAGCUGCCCCCCGCAAGAGGACAACAGGUACGGUCCACCCAGCAGAAUGGUUUACUCUGCUACACGAUCUGCAGCACCCAGUGGUUUUGACAAAAGAGACUAUGUGUGAACAUGUUGACUUUGAUUUUAGUCACGCGUGUCUUUAACUGAGGCCGGAGCGUGAUGACGCAGGGAAACGUGUUCCUGUACGUUUCAGCUGUGUUGCCGUUCCAAUGUUUUUGUAUUUUAUUGUCACAUGGACUCUUUUGUUUGAUGAGGUUUCUAAGUUUUGUUACAAACAGUUUUGAAUUCCCAUAGUGUAAUUAUUUUUUAUUAUUUUUAUUAAAAGCAAUCUUAUUAUUAAGCAUAUUC
Messenger RNA from Triplophysa rosa, 1005 nucleotides. Its product is annotated as claudin-4-like. Gene Ontology annotation, biological process: bicellular tight junction assembly; cell adhesion. Gene Ontology annotation, molecular function: structural molecule activity. Gene Ontology annotation, cellular component: plasma membrane; bicellular tight junction. Lineage: Eukaryota; Metazoa; Chordata; Actinopteri; Cypriniformes; Nemacheilidae. The record is from RefSeq and is a predicted model, not a curated record. The coding region runs from base 107 to 763 and encodes 218 amino acids. The transcript has a single exon.